CCGGGCUCCGCUCCCCGCCGGGCUCCGCUCCCCGCCGGCUCGCCAUGCAGCGCUUCACCGUCAACAUCAAGCUGCCGGCGCGGACCCUGACGGGCGCCCUGAGCGCGCCCAACCGCGGCGCGGCGGACUGGGGCUGGCAAGGUUUGAUUGCAUAUGGAUGCCAUUCCCUCGUGCUCGUAGUGGAUGCCAACUCUGCUCAGACCUUGCAGGUUUUGGAAAGACACAAAGCCAGUGUUGUCAAGGUUAAAUGGGCUAAGGAAAAUUACCACCACAAUAUUGGCUCUCCAUAUUCCUUACGUUUGGCUUCUGCUGAUGCCACAGGGAAAAUCAUCGUGUGGGAUGUGGCAACAGGAGCAGCUCGCUGUGAAAUACAGGAGCAUUCAAAGCCCAUCCAAGACAUGCAGUGGCUGUGGAAUCAAGAUGCUUCCAGAGAUUUGCUGCUUGCAGUUCACCCACCAAAUUAUAUUGUAUUGUGGAAUGCAGACACAGGCACCAAACUUUGGAAGAAAAGUUAUGCUGAAAAUAUCCUGUCUUUUUCAUUUGAUCCCUUUGAUCCCUCACAUUUAGCUUUGCUCACCAGUGAAGGAAUAGUGUUCAUCUCUGACUUCUCCCCAUCCAAAGCUCCUGCCAGCUCAGGGAAGAAAGUUUACAUCUCCAGUCCUCAUUCCAGUCCUUCUCACAACAAGCUGGCUGCUGCUACAGGGGCCAAAAAGGCCCUUGAUAAAGUAAAAAUCCUAAUCAGUAAUGAAAAACCAAGUGCUGAAUCUGUAACACUCAAUGACUGUCUUCAGUUGUCAUAUUUGCCUUCCAAAAGAAACUACAUGCUCUUACUGUAUCCCAGGGAAAUUCUGAUUCUUGACUUGGAAGUGAAUCAGACAGUGGGUGUGAUUGCCAUUGAAAGGACAGGGGUGCCUUUCAUACAGGUAAUCCCUUGUUUUCAGAGGGAUGGGUUAUUUUGCCUGCAUGAAAAUGGUUGUAUCACCUUAAGGGUUCGCAGAUCCAACUGCAGCAUCACUGCAACUCCAAAUGAGGAGCCAGAUCCAGAGCCAGCUCAGGAGCUGGUGUAUGAUUUAAGAAGUCAGUGUGAUGCCAUCAGGGUGACCAAAACAGUUCGACCCUUCAGCAUGGUGUGCUGCCCAGUGAAUGAGAACGCUGCAGCUCUCAUAGUCAGCGAUGGCAGGGUGAUGAUCUGGGAAUUAAAAUCCAGCAUUUCUGGCAGAAAUGUGCGCAACAGCAGUUCCAGUGCUUCACCUCUGUAUUCCCCAGUCUCCUUCUGUGGAAUCCCUGUAGGAGCAUUGCAAAAUAAACUUCCAGACCUCUCAUUAGACAACAUGAUUGCAGGGCAGGGUGCAAGCACUGGAGAAGAGUUGAGGAAUUCAUUUCUGCAGGAAGUACACCUGAAAUUCCUGCUGACAGGACUUCUGUCAGGGCUGCCUCUGCCUCCCUUCGCCAUCCGCAUGUGCCCGCCCCUCACAACCAAAAACAUCAAACAGUAUGAGCCCAUCCUUGCUGUUGGUACAAGCAAUGGCUCUGUCCUGGUGUUUCACCUCACAAGUGGACUCCUCCACAAAGAGUUAAGCAUCCAUUCCUGUGAAGUCAAGGGAAUUGAGUGGAUCAGCUUGACUGGCUUCAUUUCCUUUGCCACAUCAACACCCAACAAUCUGGGACUGGUCAGGAAUGAGCUGCAGCUGGUGGACCUUCCAACAGGCAGGAGCGUUGCAUUCCGUGGGGAGCGAGGCAACGACGAGCCAGCCAUCGAAAUGAUAAAGGUGUCUCAUCUGAAGCAGUACCUAGCUGUGGUAUUUAAAGACAAACCACUGGAGAUCUGGGAUGUCAGAACUUGCACUCUGCUCAGAGAAAUGUCUAAAUUCCCUAUAGCCACUGCUCUGGAGUGGUCACCUUCCCAUAAUUUAAAGAGCCUAAGGAAGAAGCAGUUGGCAGCCAGGGAGGCCAUGGCCCGGCAGACGGUGGCAUCAGACACUGAAGUCAGCAGUGUGGAAUCCUCUGUGAUCAGCUUGUUGCAGGAAGCUGAAAGUAAAUCAGAGCUGAGCCAGAAUAUCUCUGCCAGGGAGCACUUUGUGUUUACAGGUGCUGAUGGGCAGGUUUAUCAUCUCACAGUAGAGGGAAACUCAGUAAAAGACAGUGCAAGAAUUCCUCCAGAUGGAAGUAUGGGUAGCAUUACUUGUAUUGCCUGGAAAGGAGAUAUCCUGGUUCUUGGAGAUGUUGAUGGAAACUUAAACUUCUGGGAUUUGAAAGCUAGAGUAUCCAGGGGGAUUCCUACUCACCGGAGCUGGGUGAAAAAAAUACGGUUUGCCCCGGGGAAAGGAAAUCAAAAACUUCUUGCAAUGUACAACGAUGGGGUAGAAAUUUGGGAUUCAAAAGAGGUACAAAUGGUGAGCAGUUUAAGGAGUGGGAGGAACGUGAAUUUCCGGAUCCUGGACGUGGACUGGUGCACGUCAGACAAAGUGGUGCUGGCAUCAGAUGAUGGAUGCAUCCGAGUGCUGGACCUGUCCAUGAAGCCCUCGUGUUUCAGGAUGGAUGAGCAGGAUUUAAUAGAACCUGUCUGGUGUCCCUAUCUGCUUGUUCCAAGGGCUUCAUUAGCUUUAAAAGCAUUCCUGCUGCAUCAGCCUUGGGAUGAGAAAUAUUCUCUAGAUAUUAUGGACAUUGAUUAUCCAGAGAAUGAAAAUAUUAAAAACCUUCUUCAAGAGCAGUUGAAUUCAUUGUCCAAUGACAUAAAGAAACUUCUGCUUGAUCCUGAUUUUACUCUCCUGCAGAGAUGUCUCCUGGUUGCCAGACUGUAUGGGGACGAAUCUGAACUGCAUUUCUGGACUAUUGCUGCCCACUAUUUGCACAGCUUAUGCCAGGAAAAGCCUGCAAAACCAGACACAGCUGUCCUUCAAGAGCAGCUGCUUAAUCCUCUGGAUAUAUGCUAUGAUGUGCUGUGUGAAAAUUCUUACUUCCAGAAAUUCCAGCUGGAAAGGGUAAAUCUCCAGGAAGUGAAGAGAUCAACAUAUGAUCAUACCAGGAAAUGUGCUGAUCAGCUUCUUCUGUUGGGCCAGACUGACAGAGCAGUGCAACUACUGCUGGAAACCAGUUCAGAGAAUGUACAUUAUUACUGUGAUUCACUCAAAGCUUGCCUGGUCACAACUGUCACCUCGUCAGGGCCAUCCCAAAGCACCAUUAAACUGGUAGCAACCAACAUGAUAGCCAAUGGAAAGCUUGCAGAGGGGGUGCAGCUGCUGUGUCUGAUUGACAAAGCUGCAGACGCCUGUCGCUACCUGCAGACCUACGGCGAGUGGAACCGUGCAGCAUGGCUGGCCAAGGUGCGGCUGGGCUCGGAGGAGUGCGCGGACGUGCUGCGCCGCUGGGUCGACCACCUCUGCUCCCCACAGGUCAACCAGAAAUCCAAGGCCAUUCUGGUCCUCCUGUCUCUUGGCUGCUUCACAAAAGUUGCAGAGAUGUUACACAGUAUGAGGUACUUUGAUAGAGCAGCUUUAUUUGUAGAAGCCUGUCUGAAGUACGGGGCAUUUGAAGUUAAUGAUGAUACAAAUAAAUUGAUCCACGCUGUGUAUGCAGACUAUGCCAGAAGCUUGAAGCUCCUGGGCUUUAAGGAGGGAGCUGCUCUCUUUGCCUCCAAAGCAGGAGAAAGUGGGAAGGAGCUUCUGAGUGAACUCAAGCAGCCGAAGGAGGAGGUGACACAGGAGUGAGAAUUCUGUGUUUGUGAGGUUGUCUGGCAGACUGGAAUUCCACUGGGUGAAAAUACACUUUUCUCUUCAAUCACUGUAAUAGCUGAUCUGUGGGAUUUGAGCAAAUAAUGUUAAGUGUGUUGGAAGUCAGGAUUAAGAACUGUGGUGUUGCUUUUUGUUAAAUUUGUUUGCACUUUCGCAAGAGAGGAAGGAAGCUGAUGAUAAAAUUAUACAAUAAUAUUUCCACUUUUUCAAUUGUAGCAGGAAUCAAAUUUAAAGAUGUGCUGAAAGGCUUCUAUACCUGUGUCAAAGUCUGGUCCAUUUACUUCUAAAAAUCAAAUCUUAAUAGAACUUCAAUACUGUUGUAUUUAUAUGUAAAAAUGAUUUAGUCUGUACUGUAAAAAUAUAAAUAUAUUUUAAAAUAAAUGGAGAUCACAAAGCACACAGUUCUUUCCUGGAACAUCAUGGUUUUUUCAGUCCAAUUUCUUGUUUAAAAUUACUGUUAUUUUAAAUCAAUUCAUUGUAUUGUCAUUUCCAUAACUGCCUGGGAUGGAAUCUUUAACAGGUUCAUUUACAAAUGUUGUUCUCUUAACAUUCCACAAGUCUAUGAAACAUCACUUUUUCCAGUUCAGUUCUCUUAACAUUCCACAAGUCUAUGAAACAUCACUUUUUCCAGUUCAGUGAUUGUUAUAUUCCAUUUUAUUUUUAAGUGUGCACUCUGGGGGCUGAAUUCUGCCUGUCAAAGGGUGGGGGAAGGUUUUGCCUCCAGAGCAGCAAGGUCAGGACUCUGCUGGUGCUGUCCCCAGUCUCUGUUGUGUUACUGAAUGUCUGAUUAACAAAAGGUGAAAAAAGCAUUGUGCAAAGCCAAAACAGUGGCUUUUUCAAGACAUACUUCUGCUGACAUAUCUGAUGGUCCACAUACACAAGGAUGCCACCAAAAACCUCUUUUCUGAUUUUUGCCAGUAUUUCAGUUCUUGUUUGUGUUACUGUUUCUAAUGUCAGAUUUAUGCAUCCCUGUCUCUUUUCUUUGUAUUAUUGAUGAGAAAUUUUACAAAUGAGGAGUGGGUGCUGGUGGUACACUGCCCUUGCAGCCUCAAGGCUGUGGCAUUUAGGCUAAAAACCUAAAUUCUUCUUUUUCUCAGCUUGUUGGAGCUACUGAAGUUGAGUUUGUUGUCAUGAAAAGAAUCCUAUAAAAUAUCUCUCAUUUGAAUGUAAUUUUUGUGUUGUCUACUUACAGUAACAGAGCAUUGGAUUCUCCUUUUGUUCAAGGAUUUGUGGAUAUGUGUUCAGAACUCCCAUCAGCUUUGGGACAUCUCCAGCUCCAGAAAACUUCUGGUUCAAAUCUUAAAUAACAUUUCUGAUAAAAUUGGAAAGUAUAGACUAUUCAAGUCUUUUUGAAUACAAACUGAAAAAGGGAGUUUCAUCAUUCUGAGCAGAAAAGUAGGAGUUAUAACUGCAAUGUGUUGUUUUUGUUCUUGUCACAUCUUACAUAAAUAACCUUAAAAUACCUUUUGUUCAGUGUAUUGUGAAUUGUGCUUAUGUUGUUGCUUUAGCUUGGGAAAGUGAGUAUACAAGGAAAUUUGCCUUAAGUAUUACAUGAGCAGCAGAAUUAAUCAAAAUUAACUUUAAUUAGCAGUGGCCUGAAUUCUGGCUCACAGUGACUGCUACAGCUCUGCUCAGUAUCUUGCUUUUGUAGCAGCCCUUGUGGACAAGGCUCCCACAGAGCUGUGAGAACACCCAAACCUGUUCUUUGACAGCCCUUGAAGCUGUUUGUCAGUGGGUCUCUGAGAUAAAUCUACUUCAGUAUACACUUGGAUUUAUAACUCUGAGGGUUUAAAAAAAAAAAACAACAACAUAUUGCAAAGGCCUUUUAAUACUGAAUGUUUCUAUAAACUUUUAAGUGUGCAGGUUGCAGGAUACUUUGUGGCAUUCCCAACUGGAACCUUCGUGAGGAAAAUAGUGUAAUAGUGAUGGAAAAGUUUAUUUAGAUAAUAUUGCAGUCUCAUUACAAUAAUAAAAAUAUUUUGAGGUUC
This is a messenger RNA of Lonchura striata (white-rumped munia), 5719 nucleotides long. It is a transcript of the gene WDR11, whose product is annotated as WD repeat domain 11. Gene Ontology annotation, molecular function: protein binding. Gene Ontology annotation, cellular component: cytoplasm. The record is from RefSeq and is a predicted model, not a curated record. Lineage: Eukaryota; Metazoa; Chordata; Aves; Passeriformes; Estrildidae.